AAUUACAUGACCUGAACUUUGGACCAAACCCAUGCAAGCUAAGAAAAACAAGCUUGGUAUAAAUACUUGAGAACAGCUGUGAAUGUUGUUAUUUUCAAGACAAACUUAACAGAGUACUGAGAAAGAAAAAGAUAACACCUGACACAGCUAUGUGGAGGGGGCUGGAUGUUGUCCUGGCUCUCUGCCUCCUCUUCGGAGGAAGUGCAGGGAGCCAGGGUGGCAGAACCCGCUGUAGACCCCCACCUGAAUGGCAGAUUGGUGAAAACAAUCCAAUGGCAGAGUCCAUGGGUUCUGUGACCGUAGUGGCACUUCUUCAGGCCAGCUGAUCUCUCUGCUUGAUGCAGGCUUCCAGACUGGACAAGCUGCGUCAAAAGUUAGAGAGUGAAGGACUGGAGAAUGUAACAUACUUUGUUGUGAAUAGUAAGGAGCAGGAAUCUCAGAAACUCUAUGAACAUCUAAAGAACAAAGUAUCUGAGAACAUCACUGUGUUUCAACAACAUGAGCACAAGCCUGACAUUUGGAAGCUUCUAAAAGGAGAAAAGGAUGACUUUCUGAUAUAUGACAGAUGUGGUCGUCUGAUCUAUCACAUUGGUCUACCAUAUUCAUUGCUGCAUUACCCACAUGUAGAGAAAGCAGUUAGGGUCGCAUAUUGUAAAACACCCUGUGGAAAUUGUUCACACACACCAACAAAUAUUUCAGGAGUAUGUGGUGAAACAUAUCCAAAGACAGAAACUGAGCCAGUACCCCAACACCACCACCACCAUCAUCAUCAUCCUCAUGAAGACCAUGGAGACCAUGGACAUGAGCAGCAUCAGCAGCAUGCAACAGAUAGGAUUGCAGAUGAUCAGCAUGCCCAUGGCCAAAAGCACAAAGUGGAUCAGACAUUUGAUCAGCUGGCACCAGGUGCUAGUGUCCAUGAUCGGUCUAAAACAAAUCGUGAAUUAGUCAUUCCCCCACAACCUGUAGAGAGUCAUGCCCUAGAUAUUAAGCCCUGAAAAAAAGGGUCCUCUAGAUGCAGCCACCUGUUUAGCUGAAAGUGGCUCGGGGCAUCAACAUUAGAGUCAUCUAGCUGAUGCUGAUACUGACGUCGGCUGUUAGGCAAAGAAACAUUAGCCCACACAGCUACCUGACACUGCAUGGAACAGCCUCCAUCUUCUUGUCGGUGAGAAAGGCAGGAGCAGCUUGAGUCGAAUGUUGCUGAAUCCUGACAGUGACGUUCAUCUCUGGCUGCCUGACGAUCAAGGGACCAAACAGGUCAUGAUAACCGACACAAAGCAGAAGAGUCUGUCAGGUCCUGAAAAUGACCCACAGGGGAAGGCAGCUGAUUAUGACCAAAUCAGGAGCAGUAAACAGUUUAUCUUUGAAAUAUGUUACUGUCCUGUGUAUCUUCACAUAUUAAUGAUAUUUUACUGAACCAAUGUGGUUAUUACUUUUUCAAACAGGCAGUGAAAAGUAAUAAUGGAAAAAUAUGACAUCACUGCAGUAGUGGUUGCCAUAUCAUAACAUGUCACCACUUUUCAACAUCUUUGGACUGCUGAGAUUAUUUUUUUCUGGGUAUCUCCAAACAGUAUUUGGAAAUAACCUGAUGAAUCAUUCAUUAGUACUACUGUUACUAUUACAACUAGAGAAUUCCAUAAGCAGUAAUAUACUGAUGAAGAGUAUGUAAUAUUCAGUCAAUGGCAAUCUGCUGCCACUGCCUAUAGAGUCAAUGAAAUGUAAUAAUCUGUUUGUCUGGAGGUUUGUAAAAAUUACAUGUAAAACCACAUUGUUCUAGGUAUUAUAUCUUAAAAAAGAAGCGCCUACUUCCAAGUAUCACCUGUAGGUUUGAUGUUGGUCAUAAACUGCAAAAGAACAUCUUAAUUAUUUUUUGCCAAACAGUCUUCAUUCAGUCUGGUUUGGUUAGUUAAUGUCUCCUCACUAACUUCAGCCAGCAUUCACUUUUGUAUUAAUGAAGGCAGAAGCAUAAACUAGCGAUAGGGGCUUCUUUCUGACAUGUAACAAAAAUGAAUUGAAGGAGAUGAAGCAGACAGUGCUAAUCAUUUUAGUUAUAAUUCCAUCAGAAAAUGGCUUAAAUAGCAAUUUUUAUCUAAACUAUAACAAAAUAUAAGCCAACGUUGUAAAAUGUUAGAAAUCCAUGUUUAACAUAUUAUUUUUAACUACUUGUCUUGUUUAUAAUGAAACAGCUUAUUGAUGGUUUAUAAAAAAAAAAGCACCAGUGACAUUAUAUUUGUAAAAAGAAGCAUCUUCUUUGAAAAAGACCCAAAUUAAAUUGUUGUUGUUUAAUAAGUGUCAUCAGCAACAUAGUUUUGUCACCACCACUUAAACAGAAAGUAUAGAUUGCUAGUUUCUCAUCUAAAAUUUAAAGUAUGUAGGAUAUUUUGUAUGUGUGUGUGUUGUUAAGAAGAUGAGCAGGUAGAGUAAAGGAGGGGAUUAUUUUCUGGUUUGUUUGAAAGCAUAAGCUAUAUUUCAUGAUGGUUUUUAGGGAAAACCGUACCCUGUAUUACCUGAUUUCCUCAUAUAGUGAAAGCUAACAACCAGUACCAGAAAGUACUGAAUGUGCUGUACUGUGGACAGCUUUGAUUUUACAGUUUAUUUUAUGUGAAUGUAACUUAACCAGAUCGCCUAGUUCAUCUUCAAGUGUUUUAGGUCAUCUAACCCAAUACUGCUGCUACUCAAAUAAAGGAAUGCAUAACAAUG
Molecule: messenger RNA, 2697 nt
Organism: Protopterus annectens (West African lungfish)
Lineage: Eukaryota; Metazoa; Chordata; Ceratodontiformes; Protopteridae
Gene: SELENOP
Product: selenoprotein P
Exons: 5
Biological process (GO): selenium compound metabolic process
Cellular component (GO): extracellular region
Molecular function (GO): selenium binding
Source: RefSeq, a predicted model, not a curated record